GAUGUAUGGUCCCAAAAUGUCUGAGGGUGGACAAAACGAUGAACGUGAACAAGGUGAUAAAAAAGAAAGUGGAGAUGGGAGAUCUCUGAGUCGGACGUCUGCAGUAGGUGAAGCUAAGAAGUAUCUUCCUCAAGGUAUAGUGAUCCAGCUGACAGGUACAGAUGGAGAAUGGGACAGUCGAGAUGACAGUGAGGUCCUCUUCUCGCUCAGUCAUGAUGAGGACUACCCAUCGAUUUCCCUUUCCAGACAGAGGCAUCUUUCUGUCGAAGAGGACACAAAGCUGCCUUUCCAAAGCUUCCACGUUCCUCUCUCACCCUCGUCUCCUGACUCUUUCGGGAAUUGCUCCAACUUCAGCUCCAAUUUACUCUCUCCAGGUCCCCCUUCACCUACCCACCAGCCACUGUCCAGCUUGGUAAAGUCUCUGUCCACAGAGCUGGAGCUGAAGGAGGGCUCCUCCCUCAGACCAAAACCUCUUCUCAACCUUGUGAAGUCAAUCUCCACAGAGAUCUCCUGCUCAGAGCCUGAGGUGUCACAGUCCAAAUCUGACUCCCGUCUCAACCUGCACCUAUGGAAGCAACUGACCCAGCCUAAAACCCGCAGCAGUGGCAACUCGCACACUGCGCCGCCCUCUCCUAGUUUCAUAUACCCGAGUGGAGAUGGUCUGAAAGGCAACUUCUUUAAAAUGGAGUUAGAGGACACCAAAAGGAAGCUCUCUGAAGCCAUGCAGGAACCACUAAGCAGUAUGUUCAGUAAGAUCAUGAGAGAAGAGGGUGCAGGAAGCCCCAAACAUCAGGGUAAGACCCAAGGAGCUCAGCAAGACAGCUCCAAAACAUCUGGAUGGGAAGGUAGCACAGACAUAGCAGGUUUAGGAUCUCCUGGGAAGAACACUGGGAGAACAGACACUGAUUUCUUGCCGACUUCUGAAUGGUCUUCAGUCAGCCAUCCUUGCCCACUGCAUCACGGCAGACAACAUCACAAGGAUGAAGAGCUCAAAAUAUAUAGUGAUGGUGAAAUCAUGCAAGUACUCGCUGUUGAAAAUCACAGCCAGAUACAAACUAAACCUGCUGGCUCUCAUGUCACAGAUCCAGCAAUGGUUGGGACAUCUCUUCUGUCUCAGUCCACCCGUCCUCUACCAUAUAUGAGUUUAUUCUGUGUGGCAGCAUUGACCUAUGGCUACUUUACACUACCUCUGAGUCCUUACUCGUCUGGCCUGGCUUUGGGUUUGGCAUGUGGUUUCUUGCUUGGACUUUUCCUCAUUAGGCUGGGUGCUUCCAGGACUCAUUCUUCAGAUCCUCCAUGCCACCAGACACCCACUCUUUUGGGACAGGGGAUUUUAGCAAGUUGCACUAACAUCACUGUACCUGAUACCCUCAAGGGCUGGAUGAGUGAAUUACAUGAAUAUGACCCCGAAACCUAUCAUCCAGCUCUGGCACACUACGUGUUUGCCACCCUGGAGGGCUCCUGUCUCCGUCUGGACUCAACAAACAAGGAACGAGUUCAUGAGGCAACUAUCAUCAAAUCGCGCACCUUUCAACUAGCAAAGAGCAAAGUGUCACUUCUGCCACUUGUGUUAGCUCAUAAGCGUGUUUGGAACCCCAAAUAUCCCAUCUGCAUUCAACUGGCCAAAGGAGGAGAUUCCCUGGAGGAGGAGGAGGAGGAGAUAAGAGGAGAGGAACCACAAACUGAGAGAUCCUCCAAAUGCCACAGUGACCCGUUCACCACCCUUUACCUCUUUGGUCGUACAGGAAGAGAGAAGGAGGAAUGGUUUCGCCAUUUUCUGUUUGCAUCCAUGGAUACGGAAAGGGAGAAAGAGAGAGCCAGCAGAUACAUGUCCACACCGGAUGAAGCGUCACUGCCACAGAACGUGAGUGCCUCGAGACAUUUCCCAAACAGCAGAGGGGGCAGCAGUGACGAUGAUGCCCCCUCCACGCCUCACCUCCACUCUGUGCCCACAGCUCAUGCCACUCACUCCUCCAGUGCCACCAAGGGCAUCUUACACCCAGACUACACCACCUACAUGGCUCGUCUCCUGGCCACAGAGGAGGCCAGCCCCCCCUCCAGCAGCACAGAGACGAGUGCCACCAUCAGGCCAAAUUGUACCUGCUGCCUAGCAGAGGAUUUUGGGAAGGCCCAGACUGCGUGGAUUAACGCUCUGAUCGGUCGAAUCUUCUGGGACUUCCUCAGAGAGAAGCACUGGGCCGACGUGGUCUCCUGCAAGAUCCAGAAGAAACUCAGCAAGAUCAAACUGCCUUAUUUUAUGAAUGAGCUGACUGUGACUGAGAUGGAUCUGGGCUCCAACAUGCCGCAGAUCACUGCUACGUCCAGACCAGAAGUCAACCAAAGAGGCUUGUGGGUAGGGGUGCAGAUGGUCUACACUGGCGCCCUGCAGAUGACCUUACAAACCAAAUUCAAUUUGUCCAAGCUGGGGAAGGACAGCAGCCAGGAGGCGGAUUAUACGACUCACCCUGGCAUGCCACACUGCAGACCCGUCCUGACUGUGCUGGCAGACAGCGACGAGGAGUCGUCCAGCGCUGGUUCAUCUGAUGAAGAAGAGCUGCUUCUGGCUGAGCCUCAGGGGCCCGUCAGGGAUAAAGGACCUGUGCCAAGAGCUGAAGGGUCAGCAUCUGGCAAAACCAGACGGAAGAUUUUGAGAUUUGUGGAUAAAAUUGCCAAAUCCAAGUAUUUCCAGAAGGCCACAGAGAACGAGUUCAUUAAGAAGAAGUUCGAAGAGAUGUCCAACACGCCCCUGCUGCUGAGUGUGGAGGUUCAAGAGCUGUCGGGGACUUUGGUCAUCAACAUUCCUCCGCCCCCUACAGACAGGAUAUGGUACAGCUUCUGUGUCUCACCCAAGCUGGAUCUGUGUGUCCGACCCAAACUAGGGGAGAGGGAGCUGACGUCCUGCCAUGUGACUGAAUGGAUUGAAAAGAAACUGCAGCAUGAGUUCCAGAAAGUGUUUGUUCUGCCAAACAUGGAUGACAUUUACAUUCCCCUGAUGCACUCUGGGAUGGAUAUACCUCAAACAUUGCAGAGUCCGUCCUCUCAGUCCCAGUGGUCCCACAGCUCCUUCACAGAGUCCGUAGAGAAGAGCCCACCUGAGAUCUGUGGAACAGAAUCUGACUAGUGCCUCACUGCUGCUGUUCCAUGUCA
This is a messenger RNA of Thalassophryne amazonica, 3147 nucleotides long. RefSeq names its product testis expressed 2, like (gene tex2l). Gene Ontology annotation, cellular component: endoplasmic reticulum. NCBI's taxonomy places the organism in Eukaryota, Metazoa, Chordata, Actinopteri, Batrachoidiformes, Batrachoididae. The record is from RefSeq and is a predicted model, not a curated record. Gene Ontology annotation, molecular function: lipid binding. The transcript is spliced from 11 exons. The coding region runs from base 2 to 3121 and encodes 1039 amino acids.